Molecule: messenger RNA, 6940 nt
Organism: Cyclopterus lumpus (lumpfish)
Lineage: Eukaryota; Metazoa; Chordata; Actinopteri; Perciformes; Cyclopteridae
Gene: sack1ha
Product: family with sequence similarity 83 member Ha
Exons: 6
Coding region: 435-5267 (1610 amino acids)
Biological process (GO): intermediate filament cytoskeleton organization; protein localization to cytoskeleton; positive regulation of cell migration
Cellular component (GO): keratin filament
Molecular function (GO): keratin filament binding
Source: RefSeq, a predicted model, not a curated record
GGUAGGAGGUUUAUGGAACACUGCCUGAUACAUAACGUCGAUUAGUCGAUAGCAGCAGCAGUUAGUUAGCUGGAGUCGGCCGAUAACCGAUGUGCAGAGUCCACAGAUGUGCAGAGCUGAGCGGCUCCAGGACGGACACACAGCAGAGCUGCGAAGUCGAGGCGGGGCAACAUCGUGUCGACAGCAAGUCUUGCCCUCUGUGUGCCGUCUCAAACAUCCUCGCGAGCAUGCCUCGAGCAUGACAAUAAACUGGUUGAGCUGGGUGACGCGCGGCGGUGGGGGGAACUGAGAUCAAACAGAAAAGUUUCGACACCUAUAUUAGAAGCAGGUCGCAGCUGUGAAGGAAAAAAACAUGGCGAAGCAGAGCAGAUGACGGGCUUCGAGUGGAACCGACUAGGAGCUUGACGAGUAAAACAUAUCAGUGAGAUUGCAGAAUGGCGCAUCGCUCUCAGUGUUCCUCUGCUGGGGAUAACCCCCUGGACCCCAACUACCUCCCCCCUCACUAUCGGGAAGAGUACCGCUUGAGCAUUGAUGCACUGAUUGAGGAGGACUUGGAUGGAUACUAUCAGUUCCUCCAAAAAGCAGAUGUGGUGGACUUCCUGUCCUCACCUGAAAUUCAGUACAUUCAGAGCUCGGUUCAGGUCCCUCAGCAGAGCUACAACCCUGAACAACAGUUCCUGGAGCCUGGAGGAGAUGACUCCUCAGACACUUACUGGCCCCUUCACUCUGACCUGGACGCCCCAGGCUUGGACCUUGGCUGGCCUCAGCUGCACUCCUUCAUUGGGCCCACAGAGGUCACAACUCUGGUCAACCCACCCGAGCCUGAAAUGCCGAGUAUUAAGGAGCAGGCCCGACGACUCAUCAAGAAUGCACAGCAGGUGAUCGCUAUAGUGAUGGACAUGUUCACUGAUGUUGACAUGUUUGCUGAUAUUCUCGAUGCUGCCAUGAGGAAUGUUGCCGUCUACGUCAUUUUAGACAAGGAGAAUGCACAUCACUUUGUCCACAUGGUGUCCAACUGCAGGGUCAAUCUACAGAACAUUCAACUUUUACGUGUGAGAACAGUGUCUGGCAUCACGUAUCACUGUCGCUCAGGGAAAUCCUUCAAAGGACAGAUGAUGGAUCGCUUCCUGUUGACAGACUGCAGGGCUGUGUUGAGUGGGAACUACAGCUUCAUGUGGUCUUUUGAGAAGCUCCACCGCUGUAUGGCACACCUUUUCCUUGGACAGCUUGUAUCUACCUUUGAUGAAGAGUUUCGGAUUCUGUUUGCUCAAUCCCAUCCGCUGAUGAUUGAAAAUUUCACUCCAAUGGAAGAGUUAAGCCUUUCAAAAAAUAGGCAAUAUCCAAGUGAUAGAACACUAUAUAGAGAGCCAAAGAAAUUUCAGUCAAAUGACCCCGCUCAUCCAGAGGAAUGGCCAAGACAUUCCUCUGAUGAACGCAUGGAGAUAGAUUGGAGAAUGAUGCCCCUUAGAAAGGAGUCCAUGCACAGCCCUGCAGAUGUGUAUAGUAGAUUUACAUCCCAGCAAUCUUGCAUGGAUCCGUCUUUUGAUCAGGGCCCCUCCAAGAUGCCCAUGAUGGAAAACCUCGCCUUCAAACGCCACAGUUAUGCCGAAGACGCUCAUGGUAGAUACUCUUAUCCAUUCUUGCAGCAGGGAAUGGCAGAGCCUGAGAACCACGGAAGGCAGUCCCAGAGGGGGCAGCAGCCUGGACCAGGUCCAGGCAUAGAAGCAGAUUACAGUGGCUAUAACAAGUUCUGGAACCAAGACUUUUAUUCGGCAGUUCAAGACUCUGAACCUGGUUUACCACAAGAAAUGGAACCACUUGAUAACUUUGACCCUGUGCUUAACUAUUUAUCAUCUACCAAAAAUGCAGACUUUGACCAGGGCUCAGAAAAAUUACUACCUGCAUCAGAUUUACCGUUUGGGUCAUCUCACCCUCGAAGAUUGAAUUUAAGCCAGCCACAUGCUUGUCAAACAUCUCCCAGCCCCUCAAAUCUAACUGACCAGAAGCAGUUUUUACAGGACCCUAAUGUUGACCGCAAGGAUCCGCUGGUGAAACAGGGGCUAAGAAACUGGAGGAUUAGCUCAUACCUCAGUGCAUAUGAUAAUCCAGGAGAGGAAGGCUUGUCGUCAGAACCACUUGAUGGACCAGAUGCUUUUGAAGAGCCUUCUAACCCCAUACAGCAAACACCAGGCAUAAAUGUACAUGGUCCUAAAAUCCCGAAUGUGAGAGAGUUUAAGGUUCCUGCAAUACCCAGGGCAAGUCAAAUCCCAAGUUAUGCCAAAACCAAUGUACGAGAACAGACAAAUACAUUACCCGAUGAGCCUAUUGCAGUACCAACAAAAACUAAAACAACACCGACACCUUCAGAAUCAUCAUCAUCGACAACUGAAGUGGAAAAGAUCGAGGAGGGAGAGCAAAAGGAACCUAAAACUGCUGUUCUUCGAAGGGAGGAGUCAUUCCGUAGGAAAUACAAUGUAGUUGUACCAAGGAGCUCUAGGUUAAGAUCAUCAAUGAUAUUCAGCUCACUGGACCAGCAGCAUACUUCUCAAGAUACCAAAACUGCUCUUGAGGAAAGUGACAAAACUGAGCCUGAACAGACAAAACCACCUUUUGUUUUGGGACAAAGGAGGUCGACAGCAAGAGAACCUAUUGAAUGGAGCCGUUACAUGAAGUCAGCCACUUUGAAUAACUCUGCCACAGACCCAUCCAAACCAGAUGAUGGAAACAGUAAACAUGAUGAUACAGAUUCACCAAAGGACAACAAGUCAAAGGAUCUUUCAGAGGCACAAGAAUCACUGAAACCACCAGCUGAAGAGCAAGCAAAUUCUUCACCAUGCAUACCCCAAUCCAAGUUGCCCAGAACUGUUCAGACAGAACAGCCACCCGAAUAUUUGCUCACCACUCCAUUGUAUAUAGAUAUGAGUGAUCCUGAUAAUAGGCUCAUGUUUUUCAAAGAGUUGGCAGCAAAACGCAAAGCCAGUAUGGCUGCAGAAGCUGAAAAAAGCAACGAGAAAGCUCAGAUAAAACCACCAACUGAACUGAAAGAAAAUACUGCUGUUAAAAACGAGGAGCCUUUACCAAAUGAGACCUCUGAAAAGAUUGCUGACACUUCAACAUCUGAGGGUUUAUUAGAUAAAAAUGUCACUGCAGAGGAUUCAGGUAAAACAGCACCCACAGAGUCAGUCAGUCCAUCUUUAGAUGCCAGUUUAGAUGCUAACAAGCAGAACAGUCUGGUCAAGACUGAUCCCAAUACCCCACCAAGCUGUAAUCAAGAACAAACAAGAGUUUCAGCUCAUUCCGAGACGAUAGAGCUGAAGAAAAGCCAAUCAGCAGCAACUCUGCCUGUUUCUGCACAAACAGAAGCAACUCAGAGCAAACAACCGGAAGAGCCAAAUCUGUCAAAUCCUGCUGUAAAAAAGAGUAGCCCUCGUCAUCCACCUACACCACCACAAAUACACAACACAUCACCAAAUGCUACUCCUCCCAGUGUUCCUUCUCUUGCACAAGGUACUGAUGAAAGUGAAAGGCCUUGCCUUGAUUCAACCUCAAAGAAGUAUGGUUCACUCACUCCCAGUUCAGUGGAGGAACCACCAUCGUCUGGAUUGGCUGCAUUGUAUUCUAACACCCCAAAUUCUGAAUCAGUUCAGUUAGAAACCAGCAUUUCCUCUCCUCCUCUGCUACCUGAACAAGACAAUGGAUCAGAAUCCAGCUCUUCUAACCCAUCAGGCCCAAGCUGUUCCGCUGAUAACAUUGUGCCAGGAUCUGGUUCACGGAUCAAUCCAAGUCUGUCACCCUCUAGCUGUGCUCUUCUUUCCUCGCCAGCAGAGACCAUAUCCUCGAAUGUUACCCCAGAAGGUUCAAGCUCAACACUAACUUCCAGCACAUUGUCCCUAAAUGCACAGGAAUCUGUCAGCCCCUCACCACCAGAACCCUCCCAAUUGACUUCAUCUGAGAACCUUUCAGCAGCUGACUCUGCACAUGUGGAAACUGAUAUUUCUCCUGACAAAUGUGCCGCUGGUUUAGAGGCAAACACAUCCUCAUCACUGUCCACUAAAGAGACAGACUCUGAACAAUCUUGUGGACCUACACCUUCAAAAAAAGAUGUUCCUGAGUCAGAAAACAGCUCUGCUCCAAAGGGUGUCAGAGAGAAAUCUCAGGAUCUUGGAUCAUCAAAGAAUGUGAAAGCUGGGAGCACACUUCCUAGCAUUAGCCCUUCAUUGCCUGAAUCAUGUUUACAUAAUGGGUCUGAGCUGGAAAGUAAAUCUAUAUCUGCUCAAAAUGACACUAUUACUUCUACCCCCUCCCCAGCAGACACUCCACCCAAGCUUAGUGCAGAAAAAACAAGCUCUCCUGCCCUCCCAGACUUUACUCCUAAUGCUUCCCAGUCAGAAAGACAAGCGACCCCUCCUUCCAAACCUAAACUGACAGGAUUGGUCUCUCACACUCCUGUUGAAACAGUAUCAUGUUGUUCUCCUCUAACUGAGUCAGUUGGAACAGUGUUGUCCCCUGAGGCUGAAACAAUAUUGAUUGCAUUGCAUAGCCCCUCAGAUACUGAAUGUAUUCCCAAGCAGAUUGCAACAGACUCAACUGAAACUCCAAUGAUUAUAUCAACAGAAACGUUGAGCCCAACUGAGCCGACCUCAAAAGUCCCAACAGAGCCCGCUCUGCCAAGCAAAACACCUGAAUCUGUGACUUUUGAACCCCCCCCUUCAGAGUCACCUGUAUCUGCUGAAAGUAGUAAUCUGGACAGGCAGAAUGAAGUGAACAAAGAGCCUGAAAGGCCUGUCCCCGAUGAGAUAGAAACGGAUGAUACAGAGGCCACAAAUAAGGUAAAUAAAACUACUACACAGGAGUUCGCCUGCAAUGAGAAAACAAAUAAUUGCCCCAAACCGCCAGAGAUCCCAUCAGAUGAAGUUGUUCCUGCAUCACCACAGUCCAAGCAGCCAAAGUCAAGUCAGUCUCGAUACCAAUCAUCAACAGCCAACGUGCUCUCAAGCAGCAACCUCAGAGACGAUACAAAACUGCUUUUGGAGCAAAUUUCUGCGAAUAGCCAAAGCAGGAUCGAAGCUGCUAAAGAGUCUCCUGUCACCGAUGACGAGAAAGAAGACGAAGCAGACAAAAAAGCCAAAAGGGAGAAAGAAAGGGGGAUCAGGUCACUGAACAGAGGGCAGCCUAAAACAGGUCAGGAGCGGGAGAAACUGCUGGAGAAGAUUCAGAGCAUGAGGAAGGAGCGGAAGGUUUACAGCCGAUUUGAGAUGGCACCUUAAAAUGAAAUCAUGACCAAGACCAUUUCUUACCAAAGACAUUUAAUAGAAAUGGGAUUUAUCUGCUUGUUCUGAAGCAGGGGACCCGUAUCGGUGGCACUGAACUUUAAAGUGCGAAACUACCGGUAAUACAAAUUAAUUCAAGGCUGAUUACAUGUUCCAUGACCAAGACGAAGCAGACAAAAAAGCCAAAAGGGAGAAAGAAAGGAGGAUCAGGUCACUGAACAGAGGGCAGCCUAAAACAGGUCAGGAGCGGGAGAAACUGCUUCUUCGGCUUCGAAACGGCUUCUUCCCGAGGGUAAAUCACUAAGCCGCUACCGGUGUGAAACGACUGAGGCUACAUGGGAUCAAAUAUGUUAUUACUGACCGCAUGGGUCAAGUGCAAUGUUUGUGACAGGUUCUGUCUGUGAUGAGGUCUGACCGUGCCUUUUUUACAGCAAUGACAGCCAUUACAUUAAUGUUUACUGUUUUUAAGACAAAAUGUGAUGUAAAAGUGUAAUAGAUCAUCUAAAGUAGUCAGAGAUUGUCAAACUGUAAUUUACUGUUUAUAUUGUAGAAUUUCACAACCAUGUUUAACAAAUAUGUUUAUCACAUGUGCUUGUGAAGCCAGUGAAUAUAUAUAUAUAUAUACAUUAUUAUGCAUGCAUGACUGGUGUUCUGGUGUAAUUAAAUUGUAGCUUUAAGUCUUUGUAAUCUGAAACAAGCGUGAAAUUGAAAAAAAUAUUAACAAACUUGAACAGAGUUGCAGAAAAUGUGAUGAUUUGUGAAACAAACAAACAUGUUACUUUUUAAGUGUUUAAAGCCAAAAGCUACCUGAUUGGCUAGAGGACAGUCGGGUAAGUGACGACAUAGUUAUUUGCUUUUUUCAUUAAAAACUUGUCAUAACCUGUACACUGAAACAACAAAACACUUGCCAUUUGUAAAUGAAAGUUCUUUAAAAAAAUCUGGUUUUCUGUGUGCCUGACUUUGACAAAGGAAGUUCCUUCGAUGUUUUGACAAUUUUCAAAGCGGACGUGUUCAAUUGGACCAGUAAGCCAUAACCGUGUGACCCUGAGGCAGCAUGAACAAAACCAGGAGCCUGAAGAAGCAACUAAAUAUAAUACUGCCAUCUUCAAUUUUAUUACUUACACUUCUGCUUUUCCUGCCGGGACAAAAGACCCGUUCUUUUUUUAAUCCGUCCCUAAAAAUCCAUCUUCUAUUUCAUGUUCCGCUAAAGACAUUACUUCCUGGAAACUUCAGUUUUGUGAGUGUUCACGUUUGAAACGGCUGCUGUUUUUUUGAUUGAUGACAUGCUUGAAAACCAGUUAUUCAAUGUGGAUUAAUGAACACGUAUUUCUUUUCCGCUUCAUGAAAACAGGAUUUAGUUACAAUGCAAUUCCCAAGCCGACACAAGGCAUCCCUUAGUUAAUCUGUGACUCACCACAAUGACCUCUAGCACUCCUGAGAAAUAGUGGAUGUGUUGUGUGGAGAUUGGACCAUUCAAAUCACUCUGGAAGUCCAGUCAGAGCUGUGGGUUUGCAUUUACAGAGAGCAGUUACUACUGUAAGGUUUCGUAUAACUUGUAAUAAUGGGAUGUGUGGUCAUACAAAAAAAUAAUAAUAUGUAUACAGAUAACAAAACAGAAUAUACAUGUUACCUAUGAUAUACCUAAUAUUCAUUAAACAUAUGCCUCGACA